UAAACUACCAAACUCUCCGUGCGAUAUUUCCGAUGGCGCGCGGGUCCUCGACUCCGGCCCGGCGCUAUUAAAGGCGGUCGCCUUGCCCGCUUCGUUACCUAGCGAGCUCAGACCUUCGAUCAAAGACGGCAGGGCGACGCAGCCACAUCACCACCACCACCUACAAAGCCUCCUAGCCUGGUCUCUAGGUGGACGUACAUGGAGACGAUGGUGGCGAACGGCGGUGGGGAGGGCCGGGCGGCGGCGAGGUACGGGGACAGGGAGCAGCAGGGCGCGGGGUGCGGAGGCGCGCGCCGCUUCCAGAUGCCGCUGCACUACCCGAGGUACACCAGGGCCAACUACGAGGCCAUGCCCGAGUGGCAGCUCGACCGCCUCCUCUCCGACUACGGCCUCCCCGUCCACGGCAGCGUCCAGCAGAAGCGCAGCUUCGCCAUGGGGGCCUUCCUCUGGGGCGCCGGCAACUGAUACCGCUGCCGGCCGUACGUCUAGUCUUCUCCCGCGACCAUGGAGCCGUGCUCAUGAAUCAUUCAUGACUAGCUUACGAUGGACCUGGGAGACGAUGUACUACUGUACUAUUAUCCGUAUAUGCAGAGAUCGACUAGCUAGCUAGCUACGAAGGUUUUUCUAUAUAUAUAGUUUCUAUUUGCUUGCUAUGAAAUGGCAUAUAUAUGUGUCUUGUAUGCUAAUUUGGACGCGUUGAUCUUUUGAAUUUCAAGUACUAGCUAGCUAGUGGUGGCUGAUGUGUGAAACUGAGGAUUGCGAAUGUCUUAAGCUUCUUAAUGUAUAGUUAAUUUAUGCUCUA
Molecule: messenger RNA, 802 nt
Organism: Triticum aestivum (bread wheat)
Lineage: Eukaryota; Viridiplantae; Streptophyta; Magnoliopsida; Poales; Poaceae
Exons: 1
Coding region: 199-465 (88 amino acids)
Source: RefSeq, a predicted model, not a curated record